AUGAAUUCAUCCGUCUUUCAAAAUGCCACGAGAACAAUGAGCGAGCCGACCCCAACUGUCACGUCCAUCGUGGACCUCCUAAACACCACGAUCCCCGCGGGUCAACUCCCCCUCAAGCCAGUCAUAACCCCCGGCUGGUCCGUCGCCGGCACCAUCCUCCUCAUCACCGGCCUCUUCUACACCCUGAUCGGCAUCCGCGCGAAGCGCUGGCACACCUUCUUCGGCACGGCCUUCCUCGGCGCGCUGGGCACGACUGUCCUGAUCCUCUACCUCAUGACGCCCCCCGUCUCCAACGCCGUACAAGGGGGCUUCGUCGUGGCGGCCGUGUUCACCGGCGCCGUGCUGGGCGGCCUGGCUGUCGUGCUGAUCGACGUGUUCGAUUGCUUCGGCUGUUUGUUGGGAGGGUUCUGUUUUAGCAUGUGGCUGCUGACGUUGUCGCCCGGAGGGUUGGUGAAGAAGAAGAGCUUGAAGAUCGUGUUUAUCGCGGUGUUUAUGGUGGCGGCGUUUUCGUUGUACUUUAGUCGGUGGACGAGGAGGUAUGGGUCGGUGGGAUGUAUCGCUUUUUCAGGUGCUACGGCGGUCGUGCUGGGUAUUGAUUGCUUCAGCCGGGCUGGGCUGCGCGAGUUCUGGGCUUAUCUGUGGGAGCUGAACGAUAAGUUGUUUCCAGACGGGACCGUGACGUACCCGCUGACGAGGGGGAUCCGGGUCGAGCUGGCGGUUACGGUAAUCUUGGCUGUGAUGGGCGCCAUGUCGCAGGUUAAGAUAUGGAGGAUUAUCAGGGAGAGGAGGGAGAAGGGCAAUAAGCCGUCGGAUAAGGAGGAGGAAGAGCUACCGGGUAGUGAUGAGGAAGAGGCGAUGCAGCGGCGGCAGAUGGAAGAGAUUAACAGGGAGAAGGAGGAGUGGGAGAAGAUAUAUGGGAAUGGACGGUCGUCGGAUACGGAGAUCGGCACGCCGGAGACGAGGAAGACGUCGACGGAGGGAAGCGUCGCGAAGGAUGGGCCUGAAGGGGAGGGGAAGGGGCAACGUAAAGAUGGGGAGGGUGAGCAACAGGUGCCGGAUGAUGAUGAUGAUGAUGAUGAUGAUGAUGAUGAUGAUGGCAGAGACAGUGGGGUUCAAGGUAUCGAGGAGGAUAACGACCAAGGAAAGGUGGCGAAAAAACAGACGCCUCCAGAAACGGCACAUCCGGCAAUGGCACCGAAGAUGAUGGCACGAGAAAGGAUGACACCAGAUUCGAUGGUCCUUCCUGAGAACCACCCCCCGAUGACACCCCAAACUGACUACCAGACGCCGUCUAUCCCUGUCGACGCAGAGCAUGAUGACGGAGACAGGUCGUCUGUUGCGGCAACGGUUGACGAGACCGACGUGUGUCAGGAGCCAGAAAUCCCAGUCCCUCCUGAGCUGCCCGCCAGAUCGGAGAGGCGUCCAAGGUCAGCCAUGAUCAGCCCGGUUCCCGGGCACGAGAGCGUGCCCGCUACCUCGACUCCAGCGAAGCCGGUGUUCAACUACGCGCCGCCGAUAGAACCGCAGGAGCCGUUGCGCGCCGAUUCUGACUCGAUCGCGGCCACCUUGGACUCGCUCGGGUCCGACAGGGGUCAAUAUGACGACGAUCUUGAUCUGGACUACUCGGCUGAUGACGCGAGGAGAAUGGCGCUGGAUCAGAAGACGCAGCUGACUGUUCCCUCGACGCUGGGGCAGAGGACAUCCCAGCUCACCUCAGAUGUUUCAGCCCAGGAACUGACGGCCCGGGCAGUGGAGAUGGUAAGGGCGACGCUGGCGACCGUGCCAGAGCCGCGGCGCAUGAGGGGUUUGUCGCGGUCAUCCAGUCUGCCGGAUAUCUCUACGCCCAGCAGGAGUUCCGUGCGGCGCAGCAAGUCGGAGGGCUUCCUCGUACCAUGGGGUCACACGCCGGUCGAUCCUAAGCCAGUUGAGGAGCAGCACCAGGAGGCAAGAUCUAACAAGGACGCCGAAUCGAAUGUCUCCUUCCGGACUGCGCUAGCCCGGCUGACCAAGUCCAAUCUCCCGCCUGCCUUCCCACAGGUUGCGCUCACCUACCGCAUGCAGGAGUGGGCGAAGCACCUGGAUGCCGCCGAAACUCCCGAGCCGGAUCCCCUGACUAUCGAGGAAGGCCGCGCGGUGUCCCCUGACGGCGAACAGGCUGCGCCGGUGGAUGUUAGGGACCUGCAGAUGACGCCGCAGAACGCGUCCGUCCCGCCGGCUGUGCUGCCAAAGAGGGUCAGCGCGAUGUCAGGGCAUGAGCAGUACUACUCGAGCAGCGGGUCUACCGGUGGUAGGACGUCCGGGUCGAGCUAUCCUGAUCUAGCUGGGUAUCUGUUCCCGAACCCGCCGACGGCGAAUAAGGUAAAUCGGAGGUCGGCGUCGGCGAUGGCGAGGGGGUUGCAGGAGGAGGCUAUUGCUGAGGAGGUGAGUGCGGGUAUGAGCGUGCGGAAAAACGAGCAGACUGUAGAGUCAGGGGGGAAGAAUCCGGCUCGUGGAUACUACAGAGUGUCUUCUUCGGCCUCCUUCCCUGACCUGCUGGACGCCCAACAACCUCUUGCACUCCAACAACAGCCCAAGCCCCAGACUCUGAUCGGCAUGCGCGAGAUGCUGCUCAAGACUCGCGCUUCGAUUGUCAAUAACGGCCUCGCAAACGACACGACUCUGCACAUCCCAUACGAGGCAGCUCGUCCCGCUUCUGACGCCGGCUCCGUCCGGAACUACCCCGUCUCUCCCGGACUCCAGUCCUCUUCCGGCAGCCCCCCGUCUACCCGCCCGUCAGCCGACCUAGAUGACCUGCCUCUCUCCCAGCGUCGUGCCCUCCUCCAACGGAGCAGCAGCGUCUUGAGCAACCAUUCAACUGGCGCUCCAACUCCCAUUCCCCCUACCACCAUGGGCACGAACCCGGGGUUGGCAGCUCCCGCCCCCCUCGUCCAAACCACCCUCGCGCCCGUCAUGCCGACAACUCCAACUCCCAUUCUGCCGCCCAUAACCACAACGCCCCAACUAACCCCCGAAGCAGCCCGCCAAGCCCGUCUAGCCUCCUUCCGCGCCAGCGUCGCUGCCGAUUUGCAGUCCCGUUCUCCCCCGCCGAUUAUCAGCCGCGGGCAUUCCCCGACCCCAGGGGCUGGGCCGUCGUCGCUCAACCUGAACCUGAAUAUUAAUCCGUCCCUGCAAUCAUUGCAGCAUACCUACCAAUCCUACACCCCUUACCUCAAUGGUACCACCACCAACCCGACCCUAACCAAUCUCAUCCCCUCGAACGCCGCUGCCGCCGAAGCCCAACGCCAACAGCAGGAGCGCGCCGAGGCGUUACGAACGAUGGAGCUGCGCCGGAGUAAACUGUUGAGUGAAAGGCAGGCCGAGGCAGCGCGAAGAGAGGCACAGAUUAGAGAGAAGAAGAGAAUAGAGCGGGAGUGGGAGACGAGGAUGGUUUUUGGGGGCAAGGAAGUCAUGGAGAUGCAUCGGGGGGCUUUGAGGAGGUUGCAGUCUGGUUCGCAGUCUAAGACAAAAGAGAGGGGGGGGGGGAAUUGA
Molecule: messenger RNA, 3528 nt
Organism: Thermochaetoides thermophila DSM 1495
Lineage: Eukaryota; Fungi; Ascomycota; Sordariomycetes; Sordariales; Chaetomiaceae
Exons: 2
Coding region: 1-3528 (1175 amino acids)
Source: RefSeq, a predicted model, not a curated record